Toxotes jaculatrix (banded archerfish) is the source of this 693-nucleotide messenger RNA. RefSeq names its product developing brain homeobox 2 (gene dbx2). Lineage: Eukaryota; Metazoa; Chordata; Actinopteri; Toxotidae. Gene Ontology annotation, biological process: regulation of transcription by RNA polymerase II. The transcript is spliced from 4 exons. The coding region runs from base 1 to 693 and encodes 230 amino acids. Gene Ontology annotation, molecular function: DNA binding; DNA-binding transcription factor activity, RNA polymerase II-specific. The record is from RefSeq and is a predicted model, not a curated record.
AUGGCUGGUUCUCCUCCUGCUUUACCGGGCUUCGGGAACUCGGGAAAGAGUUUUCUCAUUGACAAUCUACUGCAGACAUCUUCAGCCCAUUCAGAAGGAACAACAGGUGGACACCUGAGACGGGCAGCAUGUGAACAUCCAAGGAGAACCUGGGGCCCUGAGCAUGGAGUCUACCAAAGACAGGCCCAGAGUCCCCAGCAGGUGAAAGACUUAGGUGGACCUCUUCUGCCACACUCAGGUGUACUGAGCAGUGUUUUCCUGCGGAGCCCACAGUAUCUGCUGGCAUGCUGUGGUGGGUCCAGCCCCCCUCCUGUCUUCUCCAAGGGAGCAAAUAUUCGGAUGUGGUCUGCUGAUAUAAGCCCUAAAUCUCGGAGAGGGAUCCUUAGGAGGGCUGUGUUCUCCGAAGAACAACGGAAGGAGCUAGAGAGAACCUUUCGGAGACAGAAGUACAUCAGCAAGACUGACCGCAACAAACUGGCAGCUGAUCUCAGUCUUAAGGAGUCCCAGGUAAAGAUCUGGUUCCAGAACCGACGUAUGAAGUGGAGAAACUGUAAGGAGAAGGAGGUUCAUAAUACUCGUUCCCCAAUGGAUGAGCUCAUGGCCCGAGGUCUCGCUCAGGAAGAGGAAGAACCAUCACAGAAUCACACUGAUUCAAAAACAGAGAGAUCACAGAAGAGUGUCAGGGAUACAUGA